This is a messenger RNA of Anopheles maculipalpis, 2385 nucleotides long. RefSeq names its product DNA-binding protein Ewg (gene ewg). Gene Ontology annotation, molecular function: RNA polymerase II cis-regulatory region sequence-specific DNA binding; DNA-binding transcription factor activity, RNA polymerase II-specific. The transcript is spliced from 7 exons. Gene Ontology annotation, biological process: regulation of transcription by RNA polymerase II. The record is from RefSeq and is a predicted model, not a curated record. NCBI's taxonomy places the organism in Eukaryota, Metazoa, Arthropoda, Insecta, Diptera, Culicidae. The coding region runs from base 1 to 2385 and encodes 794 amino acids. Gene Ontology annotation, cellular component: nucleus.
AUGAGUUUGACCAUAAACGCGGUAGAUGCGAUGGAGUACGUCGAGGACGAUAACAUUACCGGUGCAUCAGACGACGAUGAUGACGACAAUCCAAGCAGUCCGGGCAGUGCGUACGACGAUGGGAACCUCAUCAACGUUGCCAUGGAAAAUGAAGUCACCGCACAGCUGGUAGCCGCCGGUGUCGUCGGCGUAGCUGCCGCAGCCGCCAUCACAUCAUCCAAGAAGAAAAAACGGCCACAUUCGUUCGAAACAAACCCUUCCAUCCGCAAGCGGCAACAGAACCGACUGCUAAGGAAGUUACGACAAACCAUUUUCGAGUACGCUACGCGCGUCGGACAGCAGGCAGUCGUGUUGGUGGCAACGCCGGGCAAACCAAACAAUAUCUACAAAGUAUUCGGAGCCAAACCGCUGGAGGAUGUGCUGAAAAAUUUGCGCAACAACGUGAUGGACAAGCUGGAUGAGGCACUCGCUGCACAGGCACCACCCCGGGUACAAGACGAUCCUUCGCUUUUUGAGCUGCCGCCGCUCAUCAUCGACGGUAUACCGACGCCUGUGGAGAAGAUGACCCAGGCACAGCUGCGUGCGUUCAUUCCGCUAAUGCUGAAGUACUCGACCGGACGGGGCAAGCCGGGUUGGGGCAGAGACUCUACCAGGCCCCCCUGGUGGCCGAAGGAACUACCGUGGGCCAACGUUCGCAUGGAUGCACGCACUGAGGAAGAAAAGCAAAAGAUAAGCUGGACACAUGCACUGAGAAAAAUUGUCAUAAAUUGUUACAAAUACCAUGGAAGAGAAGAUCUGUUGCCAGCGUUCAGUGAAGAGGACGAAAAGGCGAACGCCAUAGCAACGGCGAGCUCAAAUGUUGAUGUGAUGAAGAUUGAAAACGGCAGCAUAGUGACGGUGGGUCCGGCCGGCAACAACAACACAACCACGGCCACCAUCACCAACAGUGCCGGCGGCCAGCAACAAAUCAUCAUCCAUCAGGCACACCCGCAGCAACAACAGCAGCAACAGCAAGGCCAGUCUAACGGACAGACCACGACAACGAUCACCAGUGCGAACGGGCAGAUCAUAAAGGAAAAUCCGGACGGCACAAUACAGAUCCAGCAACAGUCGUCACCCUCGCAGACCCUCAACGCGCAGGUUUGCUUAGACUCGAUGGCUCUAAGCGAUGUGGAUUUCACUCACACUGUCCUGCAAACCAUCCAGAACCCCGACGGCACCGUGUCACUUAUUCAGGUUGAUCCCAACAAUCCCAUCAUCACGUUACCGGAUGGAACUACCGCACAAGUACAAGGAAUUGCAACCCUGCAGCCACAGGGUGACGGAGGUGUUCACGCAAUUCAAACUAUAUCAGAUGGACAGGGUGAAAGUAUGUCAGUUGACCUAACGGAUGCUACUCUUGGACAGGAUGGACAGCUUAUAAUUACAGGAGAAGAUGGACAAGGUUUCCCAGUGAACGUGAGUGGCAUGAUCACCGUACCGGUGUCCGCUCAGAUGUAUCAGACGAUGGUGGCCAACAUACAGCAGGUGCCGAACGUGGAUGGAACCGUCUGUAUUACCCCGAUGCAGGUACAUAACAUAGCGUCCAAUCAUGCCCAACAGCAACAACAGCAAACCUCUUCCGUCGUUAGCACCGCUAACAGCACGACACAGAACUUGACCAUUUCGACCAACGUAGGUACAGCGAGCCAACACCAUCACGCUACCGCAAUGCUCACCAACUACACGUUGAGUAGUAACGGAGCGCUUUUAGCUCUGCCACAAAUGCAACAACACCAUUUGCCAUCCGCCGGCAAGCAUCAGCAGCGUGGUGGCAGUAACGGGAAUAACGUUUCACGCUCCUCCGUUGGUUUGCCAAUGGUUGGCCUUAAUGCGAUACUGCCAUCGCAGCGUGGUUGCUUUAACAUUUCCACCUCCGGUCAUCAGGAAGCGGACAAUCAAACCUUGAACAAUAAUAACAAUAACAACAUCAUCUCCCAACACAUUUUGAACGUUCACCGCAAAUCGAAUGUGAUACCGACCGGUGGUAGCAGUACCAUCCUCGGUGGUGCCGGUAUUGGUGGGAAUCAGAUAAAAUUUUGUAUACCAAAGAUUGAACCAAUGGACGAAGACAAGGACGUCGUGUCGGGCGAUGCAAACGCUGCGCCUAGCAGCAGCUUUGUUAUACAGCUGAGCGGAAUCCCGUUCACUACGACCGACUCGAAAUCUGUCCAGCAGCAACAGCAACAGUUGAAGCGAGACAUUGAAUUGUCGGUUAAUGAUGGAAGCCAUCUGAUCGAUGCACUAAGCUUAAGUCAGAAAGUUAGCAGUAGCAGUAGUAGCAGUAACAGCAACAACGCGACGGACGAAAUGAACCAGAAACGCUUUGGUUUGCAAAGUGUGUAG